AUGCCUAUAAGAGAGACAGUGUCCGAGGAAGAACUUUUCGAGUUUGACGCCCCUCGGAUAAAGGACUUCACCAAAAAAGAGUACCAGCACCAGAAGGUGCGAAUUGAAAAGCUUCUGAAGGAGCACGGCAACCCAGGCGUGCCCCAAGACCCCUCAAAGGCACAGCUGGAGAAGAAAAUAAAAGUUCCAGCGCCGGCCCCUCGAAAGACUUUCUUCUCUGAGAUGUUCAGAGGGUCCGCGCAAAAAGCUGCGCCGGAGCCCUUUGCCAGGCCGUCUCCUGAAAGCGAGUUUUUUGAGGGUGCAGAAAUUUCCAACCAAAGCGUAGACGAUGGGUGGUUUCAAAAGAAAGAGCUGGAAAUUGAAGAGUUCCAAAACAUGUCUGUUAACACGAUAGCGCCCUCCAAGACGUCACAAAACAUUCUUUCUAGGGAUCUGUUUCUCAGCGACGACGAAGCUGAAAUACUCCCGCAUCUAAAGGUUAUAGCCACGCCCCCGAUUAAGAGGAUGAAGGUGGAAAUACACUCCCCGGAGUUUGGCCCGCACGAUAUCCAGGAGCUCUCCAAGUCUCUGUCCUUCUUGCAAGAGAAGAGAGACGGGGCAUAA
Messenger RNA from Nematocida major, 603 nucleotides. RefSeq lists its product as uncharacterized. The transcript has a single exon. The coding region runs from base 1 to 603 and encodes 200 amino acids. Lineage: Eukaryota; Fungi; Microsporidia. The record is from RefSeq and is a predicted model, not a curated record.